AUGCAUGGACCACAUUCAUGUCCAAGGGUUUUCAACAACAAGUCUGCAAAUAGUAAGUGGGUAGCUAGCAAAAUGCUUGAGAAGGUGAGGAUGACAAGGAAGCUGAGAUUGUCUGAGGUGGUUGAUGAGGUCAGAAUUGGGUUUUCUACUGGAAUCACUAAAUGGAGAGCAUGGAAGGGAAGACAGAUUGCCAUGGAGAUUGUAGAGGGAGAUGCAAGCAGACAGUACUAUCUUCUGUAUAGGUUCAGUGCAGAGCUAUUGCAAAAGUCUAAAGGAAAUACAUGUAAGAUCAAUAUUGAAAGGUUGCCUGGAACACUACAACCCAGGUUUAAGAGAUUUUAUAUGUGCUUGGAGGGUUGCAAGAAGGGUUUUAUUGGAGGGUGCAGGCCAUUUAUAGGUCUUGAUGGUUGCCACUUGAAAACACAGUAUGGGGGGAUUUUACUGUGUGCAGUAGCCAGGGACCCCAAUGAUCAGUAUUUUCCCUUAGCAUUUGCAGUUGUUGAGUCAGAAUGCAAGGAGAGUUGGAGAUGGUUCCUUGAGCUCUUGUUAGAUGACAUUGGCCCUGAUAGGAGGUGGAUCUUCAUAUCAGAUCAACAGAAGGGUUUGCUGACAGUUUUUGAUGAUCUACUUGGAGGGGUUGAGCAUAGGUUCUGUCUGAGGCAUUUAUAUGCCAAUUUUAAGAAAAAAUUUGGAGGAGGAGUUGUGAUCAGGAACUUGAUGAUGGCUGCUGCAAAAGCAACCUAUCACCAGCUGUGGACAGAGAAGAUGACAGAGCUGCAGGGAUUGAAUCCAGAAGCUUACACAUAUCUGAUGCAAAUACCUACAAGGGCAUGGUGCAAACAUGCUUUCACAUUUUAUCCUAAAUGUGAUGUGUUGAUGAAUAACCUGUCUGAGUCAUUCAAUGCUACAAUACUGUUGGCUAGGGAUAAGCCAAUUCUGACAAUGGUUGACUGGAUAAGAAGCUACAUCAUGGGGAGGUUUGCUACCAUGAAUGAAAAGCUAGAUAAGUACCCGGGGGAUGUGAUGCCGAAGCCAUUGAAAAGACUAAACCAUGAGAUUGAAAUGACUAGAUACUGGGUGCCUACAGCUUUUGGGCAAAAUAAGUUUGAGGUGAAGAACAUGCUGACACAGGACCAGUUUGUUGUUGAUUUGGAGAAACACAGAUGUAGUUGCAACUUCUGGGAGUUGGUGGGGAUCCCUUGUAGGCAUGCAGUUGCUGCCAUUUCACAUAAUAGACAAAAGCCAGAAGAUUUUGUGAAUGCAUACUAUAGGAGGGAAGCAUAUAGAGCAACUUAUGGCCAUUUGAUAACUCCCAUUAAUGGUCAGAAAAUGUGGCCAACAACCAAUGAUGAAUACAUCCUCCCUCCCUUGUACAAGAGAGCACCAGGGAGACCUAAGAAACUCAGGAGGAGAGACCCACAUGAGGACACACCUGAAAAUCACACAAGGUUGCAUAGAGGUGGGGUUUCAAGGAACAAGUGCAGUCGGUGUGGAGAGUUUGGCCACAACUUAAGAAGCUGCAAGAAUCCAUUUGUUAGCCCAGAAUCUCAACCUCCUGAAAGUAGCAAUCAAGGUGCAACAAGACCAAGAAGCCAGACUGCUAAGAGGGUGAGGACAAACUCAGUAGCUGAUGCAGGGUUUUCUGAAGUUCCUGAAAGUAUUACUCAAGGUGAAGACAAAGCCAGGAACUAG
Messenger RNA from Lotus japonicus, 1692 nucleotides. RefSeq lists its product as uncharacterized. The record is from RefSeq and is a predicted model, not a curated record. Gene Ontology annotation, molecular function: zinc ion binding; nucleic acid binding. The coding region runs from base 1 to 1692 and encodes 563 amino acids. Lineage: Eukaryota; Viridiplantae; Streptophyta; Magnoliopsida; Fabales; Fabaceae. The transcript is spliced from 4 exons.